Molecule: messenger RNA, 1641 nt
Organism: Chrysochloris asiatica (Cape golden mole)
Lineage: Eukaryota; Metazoa; Chordata; Mammalia; Afrosoricida; Chrysochloridae
Gene: SLC22A7
Product: solute carrier family 22 (organic anion transporter), member 7
Exons: 10
Coding region: 1-1641 (546 amino acids)
Biological process (GO): transmembrane transport
Molecular function (GO): transmembrane transporter activity
Source: RefSeq, a predicted model, not a curated record
AUGAGCUUUGAGGAGCUGCUGCAUCAGGUGGGCGCCUUUGGGCCCUUCCAGUGGUGGAAUGUGGCCCUACUGGCCCUGCCCCGGAUGCUGCUGCCCCUGCACUUCCUCCUGCCUGUCUUUCUCGCUGCUGUGCCUGCCCACCACUGUACCCUGCCUGAGGCCCCUGACAACUUCAGCCACCAGGACGAGUGGCUAAAGGCCUACCUGCCCCUGAAGUCCGAUGGCACAUUCAGUUCCUGCUUCCGUUUCUCCCACCCCGGCCCCCUCUCCAACACCACAUUGGAUGAAAGAAGACAUAGCCCUGGGGAGCUUACAGGGGAGCCGCUCACAGUGCCCUGUCCCCAGGGCUGGGAGUAUGACCGCUCAGAGUUCUCCUCCACCAUUGCAACGGAGUGGGACCUGGUGUGUGAGCACAAAGGCCUGAAUCGAGCCACAUCUACCUUCUUCUUCGCUGGCGUGCUGGUGGGGGCUGUGGCCUUUGGAUACCUGUCGGACAGGUUUGGGCGCCGCCGCCUGCUACUGGUAGCCUAUGUCAGUACCCUGGUGCUGGGCCUGACAUCUGCAGCCUCCAUCAGCUAUGCCAUGUUCGUCAUCACUCGCACCCUCACUGGCGCUGCUCUGGCUGGCUUUACCAUCAUCGUGAUGCCACUGGAAAUGGAAUGGCUGGAUGUGGGACAUCGCACUGUGGCAGGUGUCCUGAGCAGUACCUUCUGGACUGGGGGUGUCAUGCUGCUAGCACUGGUCGGGUACCUCAUCCGAGACUGGCGAUGGCUUCUGCUGGCUGUCACCUUGCCUUGUGCCCCAGGCAUCCUCAGCCUUUGGUGGGUGCCUGAGUCUGCCCGCUGGCUUCUGACCCAGGGCCGUGUGGAGGAGGCCCACAGGUACCUGCUCCGUUGUGCCAAGCUCAAUGGACGGCCUGUGGGUGAGGACAGCCUGAGCUGGGAGGUCCUAAGCAAGAUAGCCACCAGGGAGCGGGUGUACCGAAGACCUUCAUACUUAGACCUGUUUCGAACACCACGGCUCCGACACAUCUCACUGUGCAGUAUGGUGGUGUGGUUUGGAGUAAACUUCUCCUAUUAUGGCCUGAGCCUAAAUGUGUCUGGGCUGGGACUGAACGUUUACCAUACCCAACUGCUGUUCGGAGUCGUGGAAUUACCUUCCAAACUGCUGGUCUAUUAUUCGGUGCGCCACGCGGGACGUCGUCUCACGCUAGCCGGAACGCUGCUGGGCACAGCCCUUGCUUUGGGCGCCAGGAUAUUGGUGUCCUCGGAGAUGGGCCUAUGGAACACUGCAUUGGAGGUGAUAGGGAAGGGUUUUUCUGAAGCUGCUUUUACCACUGUCUAUCUGUUCACGUCGGAGUUGUACCCUACCGUGCUCAGACAGACAGGGAUGGGGUUGACUGCACUAGUGGGCCGGCUGGGGGGCUCUUUGGCCCCACUGGCAGUCUUGCUGGAUGGAGUGUGGCUAUCAUUACCCACGCUUACUUAUGGGGGGAUUGCCCUGCUGUCUGCUUGCAUCGCUCUCCUGCUGCCAGAGACAAGGCAGGCACAACUGCCGGAGACCAUCCAGGAUGUGGAAAGGAAAAGCUGCUCAUCCAGCCUUCAGGAGGAAGAGAUGCACAUGAAGCAGUUCCAGGACUAA